AUGACGAAGCGGAAGUGGGGUGACAGGAGGGAGGCGGUGCGAGCGGUGUCGACCCGGGACGACCCCCAGAACCCCGGGCGGCGCACGAGUCGGGGUCGCUUCUCGGAGUCGUGGAAGAGGCUGAGCUCCAGGCAGGGCUCCACUAAGAGGUCGGGCCUCGGGUCCCAGCAGUCACAGGCCCAGAAGUCCUGGAUUGAGAGGGCGUUCAGCAAGAGAGAAUGUGUUCAUAUCAUAGUGAGCGCCAAAGACCCCCAUAGGUGCUGUUGUGGCCGUCUGAUUGGCCAGCAUGUGGGCCUGCCCCCCAGCAUCUCCUCCAAUCAAAACGACAAGUCAGAGCGGUUGCCAAAGAAUGACAGCCUGUCGGAGAAAUGGUCGAUCAGCAAGCACACGCAGCUCAGCCCCACGGACGCCUUCGGCACCAUCGAGUUCCAAGGCGGAGGCCAUUCCAACAAGGCCAUGUACGUGCGGGUCUCGUACGACACCAAGCCGGACCUGCUGCUGCACCUGAUGACGAAGGAGUGGCAGCUGGAGCUCCCCAAGCUGCUGAUCUCGGUGCACGGCGGCCUCCAGAACUUCGAGCUGCAGCCCAAACUCAAGCAGGUGUUCGGCAAGGGCCUCAUCAAGGCAGCCAUGACCACCGGAGCGUGGAUCUUCACUGGGGGAGCCAACACAGGGGUGAUCCGUCACGUAGGGGAUGCGCUGAAGGAUCAUGCUACUAAAUCUCGAGGAAAGAUCUGCACCAUUGGCAUUGCCCCCUGGGGCAUCGUGGAGAACCAGGAGGACCUCGUGGGCAAGGAUGUGGUGCGGCCCUACCAGACCAUGUCCAACCCGCUCAGCAAGCUGACGGUGCUCAACAGCCUCCACUCCCACUUCAUCCUGGCCGACAACGGCACCACGGGGAAGUACGGCGCCGAGGUCAAGCUCCGACGACAGCUGGAGAAACACAUAUCCCUGCAGAAGAUCAACACCCGCAUUGGCCAGGGUGUGCCGGUGGUGGCCCUGAUCGUUGAGGGUGGCCCCAAUGUGAUCUCCAUAGUGCUGGAGUACCUGCGGGACACUCCGCCGGUGCCCGUGGUGGUGUGUGACGGCAGCGGACGGGCCUCCGACAUCCUGGCAUUCGGACACAAGUACUCCGAGGAGGGCGGCAUCAUCAACGAGUCGUUGAGGGACCAGCUGCUUGUGACCAUCCAGAAGACCUUCACGUACAGCCGCACGCAGGCCCAGCACCUCUUCAUCGUCCUCAUGGAGUGUAUGAAGAAGAAGGAGCUGUGCAACUUUAAUAGAAAUCUCUUCUCGGUGUGUCCAGGGGCGAACGCGUCAGCACCCGAUCAGCUGAGUCUGGCGCUUGCCUGGAACAGAGUGGACAUCGCACGCAGCCAGAUCUUCGUCUACGGGCAGCAGUGGCCGGUGGGCUCCCUGGAGCAGUCCAUGCUGGAUGCUCUGGUUCUGGACCGGGUGGAUUUUGUCAAGCUGCUGAUUGAGAACGGAGUCAGCAUGCACCGCUUCCUGACACUCAGCCGGCUGGAGGAGCUAUACAACACGAGACAUGGCCCUUCAAACACGCUCUACCAUCUUGUGCGGGAUGUCAAAAAGCAAGAAUAUCCAGGUUUCAGUUGGAUCUACUUCAAGGGUAACCUCCCGCCAGACUACCGCAUCAGCCUGAUCGACAUUGGAUUGGUCAUUGAGUACCUCAUGGGAGGAGCCUACCGCUGCAACUACACUAGGAAGAGGUUCAGAACCCUGUACCACAACCUCUUUGGACCCAAGCGGCCCAAGGCUCUAAAGCUACUUGGCAUGGAGGACGACAUGCCAAUCAGGCGCGGGCGCCAGAAGACGACGCGCAAGCGCGAGGAGGAGGUGGACAUCGACCUGGACGACCCGGAGAUCAACCACUUCCCCUUCCCCUACCACGAGCUGAUGGUCUGGGCCGUGCUCAUGAAGCGCCAGAAGAUGGCGCUGUUCUUCUGGCAGCACGGAGAGGAGGCCAUGGCCAAGGCCCUGGUGGCCUGCAAGCUGUGCAAGGCCAUGGCCCACGAGGCGUCCGAAAACGACAUGGUGGACGACAUCUCGCAGGAGCUCAACCACAACUCCAGGGAGUUUGGUCAGCUAGCGGUGGAGCUACUUGACCAGUCGUAUAAGCAGGACGAGCAGAUGGCCAUGAAGCUGCUGACGUACGAGCUGAAGAACUGGAGCAACGCCACCUGCCUGCAGCUGGCCGUGGCCGCCAAGCACCGAGACUUCAUCGCACACACCUGCUCCCAGAUGCUGCUCACCGACAUGUGGAUGGGACGCCUGCGCAUGCGCAAGAACUCAGGACUGAAGGUGAGAGAGUGGGGUGGGGGUUAA
Engraulis encrasicolus (European anchovy) is the source of this 2346-nucleotide messenger RNA. RefSeq names its product transient receptor potential cation channel, subfamily M, member 3 (gene trpm3). The record is from RefSeq and is a predicted model, not a curated record. NCBI's taxonomy places the organism in Eukaryota, Metazoa, Chordata, Actinopteri, Clupeiformes, Engraulidae. The coding region runs from base 1 to 2346 and encodes 781 amino acids. The transcript has 17 exons. Gene Ontology annotation, molecular function: monoatomic cation channel activity. Gene Ontology annotation, biological process: metal ion transport; monoatomic cation transmembrane transport. Gene Ontology annotation, cellular component: plasma membrane.